Messenger RNA from Acanthosepion pharaonis, 963 nucleotides. NCBI's taxonomy places the organism in Eukaryota, Metazoa, Mollusca, Cephalopoda, Sepiida, Sepiidae. The record is from the annotation of a GenBank genome assembly.
AUGUUUUUCAUUUUUGCUAUCGUUCUUGUGGCUUUUAUUUUUGCUGACUUACAGAUUUUGGUUUUGUUGUUUUUGUCUUCUUUUUUUCUUCAUUUGGCUCCGCUUCCAAUACUCGAUUAUGCAUUUUUCCUUCUCUUUUUUUUUUGUAUUAAGCUGCUUUGCUUUAUUCGUUUUUCUACCUUUCUUUUUUCUUCUUUUCUUUUCACUAAGCUGACUUGCUGUGAUCUUUUUUUCUUUAUUCUUUCCUUUUUUUCUUUCACUAAACUUAGAAGGACUUUUUAUAAGUUCUUUAUAUUUUCUUUCACUGUGCCCUUUUUCUUUCUUUCUUUCUUUCUUUCUUUCUUUCUUCCAAUAAGCUUACUUGAACUACAUUUUCUUUCUUUCACUAAGUCUUUUCUUUCUUUCACUAAUUCCUUUCUUUCUUUCACUAAGUCACUUAUUCUUUCUUUCUUUCUUUCUUUCUUUCAAUGUCCUUUCUUCUUUUAUUCUUUUUUCACUAGGACAUAUCUUCUUUCACUAAAUGUUUUCUUUCUUUCUUUCUUUCUUUCUUUCUUUCUUUCACUAAUUCCUUUCUUUCUUUCACUAAGUCCUUUACUCUUUCUUUUUGUCGCUGUUUCUCUUUCUUUCUUUCUUUGUUCAUUUUUUUUUACUAAACUUACAUUCCGUUCUUUCUUUUUUUCCUUUCUUUUUUUCCUUUUUACACGAAAUUACAUGCAUUUUUUCCUUCCUUCUUUUUUUCCUUCCUUCUUUUUUUCUUUCCUUCUUUCUCUAUUUUUACUCCCUCUAAAGUUUUCUUUCCCUUUUUCUUAUUUUUCACCAACCUUCAACGCCUCAAUCUUUCCCUCGUUCUUUUCUUUUUUUCCUUUCUUUUCUAUAAAAUCGCUUCUCUUUGUUUUCUUCAUAUUGGACAAGUAUUACCUUUUUAUCUCUCUCUCUCUCUCUCUCGCUCUCUCUUUCAUAUAG